AUGACUUCCUUUAUCGCUACCGUGAGCAACAACCGGCGGAACCAGUUCCGACCGCGACCCGGUGGCAAGCAGGGAACAACCAGCUACCAGUUGCGACAAUAUGCCGAGGCCACUCUGGGAGGCGGCAGCCUUCGCAAGAUCGUGAAGCUGCCCGAGGGUGAAGACGAGAACGAGUGGUACGCUGUCAACAUGGUGGAUUUCUACAACCAGAUCAACCUGCUGUACGGCGCCAUCACGGAGUUCUGCUCGCCCCAGUCAUGCCCGGAGAUGAAGGCGACCGACGAGUUCGAGUACCUGUGGCAGGACAACGAGAACUACAAGCGGCCCACCAAGAUGCCCGCGCCGGCCUACAUCGAGCAGCUCAUGACCUGGGUCCAGAGCAGCAUCGAUGACGAGGCCGUCAUGCCCAGCCGCAUCGGCGUGCCCUUCCCAAAGACCUUCCCCUCCCUCGUCCGCCAGAUCUUCAAGCGCAUGUACCGCGUCUACGCCCACAUCUACUGCCACCACUACCCCGUCAUCCGCGAGCUCGGCCUCGAGCCCCACCUCAACACCAGCUUCAAGCAGUACGUGCUCUUCAUCGACGAGCACAACCUGGCCACCGGCAAGGACUUCUGGGGCCCGCUGGGUGACCUGGUGGACAGCAUGUUGCGGAGCGACUGA
This is a messenger RNA of Diaporthe citri, 660 nucleotides long. RefSeq lists its product as uncharacterized. Lineage: Eukaryota; Fungi; Ascomycota; Sordariomycetes; Diaporthales; Diaporthaceae. Bases 1 to 660 code for a protein of 219 amino acids. The transcript is spliced from 3 exons. Gene Ontology annotation, molecular function: protein kinase activator activity. Gene Ontology annotation, biological process: cell division; signal transduction; positive regulation of protein phosphorylation. The record is from RefSeq and is a predicted model, not a curated record. Gene Ontology annotation, cellular component: nucleus; cytoplasm.